CCAUUAUUAAUUCAACAAAGCUCAACAUCAUUUGGUGUCAUCUCGAUCAACAAUGAAGUUGGUAUUCUUUACAGCGUUAGGUUUGGUUUUUUUGUUUAAUGGUGGUAUCCAAGGGCUGCCAAGAGAUAAUCUCCCACCGGCUAUCAGGUGCCCCGAUGAUAUGGUGGUGAAUUCAAGGCAGAGUUCAGCGAUUGUUUGCUGGCCAUUUCCCAAAGCUACAGACGAAUCCGGUAAACCAUCGGUAACAUGCUCGCACAAAGCUGGUYUACAAYUGCAAACUCCAAGUACAACGAUYAUCAAAUGUGAAGCUAAAGACGCAGCCGGGAAUAAAGCCUCUUGUAGCUUUAAAAUUGACGUUAAAGAUGUUGCUCCGCCAAAGAUAAUCUGCCCUGCUGAUCAGGAAAUCAGCACUGAUUCAAGAACUUUUAGAAUCAACUGGAACAACCCUAAGGUAUCUGACAAUUCAAACAUGCCCCCUAGUAUUCAGUCGACUCUUCGACGCGGCUCAUUGGUCCAUGUUCCAGGUGUUUACCCAAUAUCAUACAGAGCGAUCGACGCCUCGGCAAACCAGGCUUCUUGCGACUUCCACAUCAAACUCACAGUCCCUGAUUGUAAACUAAAGAUCCCUCCUCCGGUUAAUGGCGCUGUAGCGUGUUGGAAUUAUCAAGGAAACAACGUAUGCACAGUUUCAUGUAACAGCAACUUCGACUUUGCCUUCAGACCAGCAACAGUGUACCACUGUACCCGCGGGAAGUGGAGCACAUUUAGUAUAUACGGUGGAAGUAAUAGUGCCAAGUGGCCAGAUUGCACAGUCAAAUCCUCAGGAAUUAAAAAGAUGCCAUUGCCGCAAUUCUAUUACACAGGAGAUUCUAAAAAUCCUAACGUCAUUGCUAAAAUAAAACAAAAUAGCAUCGCGCUACUCAGCCCUCCGUACUCUCCACCUUUCUUCUGCAUAAUGAAUCCAAACUGCAAUGUCCAACAUAUCCAAGUUCAUGCCGGCAAGAAAUCAACGACAUGAUUUUAUGUUCUUGAAUUCAAAUGAAUAUGGGAAGGAUGAUUAUCGAUUAAGAUAAAAUUUAUCAGUAAAAAAAUAACUGUAGCGGAUUAUAAUGAGCUAUUAAAGCAUAAAUAUUGGGGUUGCCAAA
Molecule: messenger RNA, 1145 nt
Organism: Exaiptasia diaphana
Lineage: Eukaryota; Metazoa; Cnidaria; Anthozoa; Actiniaria; Aiptasiidae
Product: sushi, von Willebrand factor type A, EGF and pentraxin domain-containing protein 1
Exons: 7
Coding region: 53-1018 (321 amino acids)
Source: RefSeq, a predicted model, not a curated record